GCAUAUUUGACAAUAAACUUGACUUGACUUGACAAAUACAUUGAGGAUUUUUUGAGUAUGGCAACCCAGCCCCGCCCCCUGCUUGGGUUUUAAGUGCAAUCCAUGCUCACAUCCUCUCAUUCAACACAGCCCUCUGAGCUGUACGGCUCCUUCACCUCCUCACAGAACCUCACCCUCAGCUCACAACUGCAGUGCUUUUCUUGAAAACAGACAUGGAUGUGCUCCAGCUGUUCCUGUGUUCUGUCCUAUUCAUCACCACAACAUUACACACCACUGACGGAAUAACAGAAGGAUGUGAGGACUGGAAACUUUCUGGUCGAGAUGAAGUCUGCUGUCUUAAAUGCAACCCAGGAAACCGCUUAGUGGAGCCAUGUGGGCAAAAUAUCUUUAAACUCUGUACACCAUGUGAACCUAAUACUUACACAGAUGUUCCAUUACCGUGGUCCUGCAAGCCUUGCACUCGGUGUAUAGAGCCACAGGUUCAGCUGAAACCCUGCAGCGCCGACGCAGAUACUGUGUGUGGAUGCAAAUCUGGGCUUCGCUGUGGAAAUCAGCGCUGUGAAUACUGCGUUCAGGAAUGCCGAAAGGGUCAAGAGCCCACCGAUAACAGGACUUGUAGAGACUGCCCAGAGGGAACCUUUAAUGAUGAAAUCCACAGCACUUGUAAACCAUGGACCGAAAGUUGUCCUAAAGGAGAGUAUAUUAUUGCCAGUGGGAAUAAAUUCCAUGACAUUCGGUGCAGCAGUAUACCAGUGAUCACGCCUUCAGCCUCACCUGAAAUCGAUAUAGUGAAACCCCGAGAUAGAACAGACAAUAAAGCUCUAUAUCUAGUAAUUGGAUGUCUUGGUGGAAGUUCUGCACUUGUGAUAAUUUUCAUUUUAUGGCUGUGGGUCAUUCAUAAAAGAACAAAAAACAUCAGCAAGGACCCAGAACCAGAUACGCCAACCCAUGGCGAGCUCACGUUUAUGAUCGUGGAACAUGAAGAAGCUUGCAGCUUCCAUCAGCCUGAACAGGAACAAGGAGGCAGCUCAGAGUCUAUCAACACGCAAGACUCAGAACAAAAACUCAUACCGUAGUAUGACUUCUGUGUAUUACUUUGUGGAGUCUUUGCUCAUGCUGAACUCGUGGGAUAUUAAACUUGGUGCUGCGCAUGUUUUAGAACACUGAGAUUCUCUCCUUGGUGCAGUAUUGAGGUGGAGCUUUGGACAGAGAGAGAGACGCAUGAAUUUCUUGCUAGUUUACAUACGGAAGGACAGGUCCAAACUCCAACCUACUUGUUGGCAGGAGUUAAAAUGAGAGAGAGGGACUUGCUCACGUAGGAGUCUCGAGGUGAAUGACACUUCUUAUAGAUGUGGGCGUCUCCUACAAGUGUGACGCGAUAAUCUGUAAGUCACCGCUUUCUUGAAAUACCCCAGUGGGCUUCCCCCGGCUUCCUGCUUUAAAUGGCAAUAUUUUAAAUGUCUUCUUAUGGAUAUUUGGACACGAUUCAGGGGAAGAUUACUGAUUUUUUUUUUUUUUUUUAAACAGCAAAACUUCCUGGUACUCGCAAAAACCUUUUUAUUUUUGGAGAUUGAUUUUGAAAGCACCUCUUAUGAAAUCCACAGCCCUAGAACACAGCCACGUGUAAAAACAAUGCUGGUCUGAAAGCUGCAAAUAUCUUAAAAUUGCACAAUAUACAAAGGGUAUUUUGAAACUUUCUGGAACAAGGCCCAGGGAAACUCAAGUAAAUGUGUUGUUGCAUGCAGGGCUUCCCCUGGGAGGACUUAUGUAGUGUAGAUCAGCGAGAAACAUGGGCGCAAAAGAGGAUUUGUGAGAAAUGUUGAUAUAUCUCCUCCACAUUCACUGGAUAUGAGCAAUCGGACGCUCUGAUUGGCUACUCAACAACUAGGCUAUCAGCUCAUAUACCAUGAGUAGAGGAAAAAACAAAAUGGCAGAGCGGGUCACAGAACCAACCGAGGAUGAAAUAAAAACUAUUUGAAAAACAACCCCCCC
This is a messenger RNA of Neoarius graeffei (lesser salmon catfish), 1992 nucleotides long. It is a transcript of the gene tnfrsf9a, whose product is annotated as tumor necrosis factor receptor superfamily, member 9a. The coding region runs from base 213 to 1076 and encodes 287 amino acids. The record is from RefSeq and is a predicted model, not a curated record. NCBI's taxonomy places the organism in Eukaryota, Metazoa, Chordata, Actinopteri, Siluriformes, Ariidae. Gene Ontology annotation, biological process: regulation of cell population proliferation. Gene Ontology annotation, cellular component: external side of plasma membrane. Gene Ontology annotation, molecular function: cytokine binding; signaling receptor activity. The transcript is spliced from 9 exons.